UGCAGUGACGCGCAAGCGGUCGCCUUGUUUACACACACAGCUGGGAAGACUUUCUGUCAGGGCUCAGGUGAUCUUGUUAUUAUUUAAUGUGUUGAUUAUUGUUAUUAUUAUUUGUAGUCAUGUCUCGAAGCGCCAUGGCUGUGGAGAGCUGCUGCUGGGGGCUGUCUCUGGUCUCGGUGCUGUUGUUAGCCCCGUCGCUGCGGUCAAACCCGGGGGUGUCCGGGGAGAGAGUUGCGCUGGUGGAGGUGUUCCUGCGGGACCUGCCCGGCACGCCCCGACCCGGGUACCGGCUGCAGGGGGCGGUGCUGGAAAAGACCCCCGCCGCCAGCGACAGCAAGGGACUCGAACAAAACCAGCAACUCGCCGAAGGGAGUCUGAUUCUUGUGGAGGAUGAGGAGCAGGAGCAGGACUCCCCAGUAAAGAGAGAGGCAGCAGAGCCCUGGAUCGGACUGGUCCCUGUGGAAGUGGAGCAGGCAGAGGCACAGAGAGGCAGCCAGGAGACAUUUGCAGCUGCUGUUGUCAGCAAGAUGAAGCGAGCCCUUGUCUUGGGAGCUUCUGCCCUGCUCAUCCUGGCUCUGAACCAGAACACCAUCAGAGAGAUGGACCUCUCCCAGGUGCUCUCCAAGCCAGUAGUUGUGAUUCAGACGUCAGAAAAUGUCACUAAACUUAUCGGCGCCCUCUUGAGAGGUCUUCGAGCAACUGCAAAAAUCACCUAUAAAUCCAUCCUCCAAGAUAAUCUGGGGGCAACGCUGACCCUGUGGUCGAGCUGCGGCCGGUCCCGGAGCGGGCUGUACGGGGAGUGGCAGGGCGUGAUCUGCACUGGAGAGACCAACUCACAGGUCCAGAAAUACCUCCAGCAGCUCUGGAACACUAUCCUAUUGGUAGCUCUGAUCUUGUGCACUGGGGUUGUAGUUCAGGCUCGCUGGCAGUACAGGCAUUAUCAAUCAAAUGAAGAUAUGGAGUUACACCCAAAACAUGACAUUGUGAAGCAUCUGGCUGCUCUGAAAACCAGACAGUAUCACCCGCUGGGUGCGCAGGAGCAGGGAGGAGAGACGGAGAACUGUGCCGUGUGUCUGGAGCAGUUUCACAAAAAACAGUGUCUACGGGUGCUGCCCUGUCUUCAUGAGUUCCACAGAGACUGUGUCGAUCCCUGGCUCCUCCUGCAGCAGACCUGCCCACUCUGCAAGCGAAGCAUACUGGGCAAUUACUCCACAGCCAGCUGAAUUCAGCUCCAUUCAGGCUGCAAAUGAAGUUGGGAUCAAGUAACUCGUCUCACCGGCUGUCUCUCUCCGUGCGUCUCUGGGACCAGCACCUGCUUCCGAGGGCUUCUGUGUGAGGAGGGACCCACUCCUCUCACUUGGAUUCUAACAGUGCCAGGCAGCAGCCCUCUGUUGCUCCUAUUGACAGUGUAAAAGGCAACAGCCUUUGUUUGAUUUUGUUAACAAGCGCUAACAAUGAAGACUUCUGAGGGCUCUUUAGAGCAGCCCUCUAAAGUUGCCUUCUGUCAGCUUCUGCAAGAGAGACAAGCCCAUCUCUCACAUGCAUUUAGGUACACUGCCCACCACCACCAAUUACUGGGACAGAAUGACUGUGUGAGACAUAUAGAUUUUUUUUUUGGUACCCCUAAAAUGUGACUACAAUAAGAAAGGUACAAUAUUUUGAUACAAUUAAUACAAUCAGCACUGAUUUCAGAAACGCUUUUUGGGGGUAAAGUGAAGAGCAAAUAUCCCGCCCAAUAAUAUUUAGGCUACCACUGCAUGUGUGGGAGGGAUUGCUUAUUAAAAUCUGUUGCAUGUGAUUAGAGAUUAUUCAGGGAUAUUUAGUAAUGCAAAAACAGGCCCCAGGUGACCGAAUCGUUGAAUAGUGUAAUAGUGUAAGGUUUGAAAUGUUCUUAUUAGAACAAAGUCUUUUUAGAAAACUCGUUUGUGUUACCCAACUUUGUCAAUAGAGAAGCGCGCAAUAACUAAUGUUAUUACUAAGAGUAAUGGCAGAAAUAUUAGACCAGUGAUGGUCAUUGUGUUUUUUACAUAGCAUCAAGCAGUGUUUAACACAAAUAGACAAAAUUCAACACACAUUUUUGUACCAUUCAAUUAACACUCUUUGAAAUGAAGCAAUAUGGCACAACCGGGCGAGAGUCAUUGUGGGAUAUUGCUACAUCUCGAGGACUGUUGUGAGGCACCAGGUGAAGCCAAUUUUGAGAUUACUGAGGUCAUUGGAAACUGACAACUAAAAAUAGGUUUAAAUAGAACCUUGAUGAUGUCCUGACAAGUUGCCAUGGCUAUGUCACAUAGCCCAUUGAAAUCAGUAGGAGGAGGAUCCCUGCCAUUGUGUAAUGUAUAUUUUAUUACAGACAGAUUUGAAACUUGUGUUCUCUUUAAAUUCUAUUUUGAUUGAUUAAGAAAAAAGUUUGUAUGCAGAGAUCUGAUAAUAGCCAGGAAGUUUUGUGAAUAUAGAAUCUGUUAUCAGAGAUUUGUACACCUUUAUUUAAAUGCAAACUUGUACACCUAAAUGAACACACAGAACCACCUUAUGGUGUAUUAACACUGCUUGAUGUUACCAUGUAAAUAGCUCCUAUGUGACCCUGCCACAGGAUAUUGCCAGUCCCAGGCUGAAUUCAGUGUCCCUGCACUAAACAUGUCAAUAUGAUGUGAAUUUAUCUUUAUAUGUAAAAAAAAUGGAGGUAAAGUUACUAUGUAAAAUAACAAGAAGUCAUCCUUCCAGUAUAUCCUAA
Molecule: messenger RNA, 2731 nt
Organism: Acipenser ruthenus (sterlet)
Lineage: Eukaryota; Metazoa; Chordata; Actinopteri; Acipenseriformes; Acipenseridae
Product: RING finger protein 215-like
Exons: 10
Coding region: 120-1223 (367 amino acids)
Biological process (GO): negative regulation of canonical Wnt signaling pathway; Wnt receptor catabolic process; ubiquitin-dependent protein catabolic process
Molecular function (GO): frizzled binding; ubiquitin protein ligase activity
Source: RefSeq, a predicted model, not a curated record